This is a messenger RNA of Ylistrum balloti, 1499 nucleotides long. Its product is annotated as b(0,+)-type amino acid transporter 1-like. The transcript has 14 exons. Gene Ontology annotation, biological process: amino acid transmembrane transport. Bases 16 to 1479 code for a protein of 487 amino acids. Lineage: Eukaryota; Metazoa; Mollusca; Bivalvia; Pectinida; Pectinidae. The record is from RefSeq and is a predicted model, not a curated record. Gene Ontology annotation, cellular component: membrane. Gene Ontology annotation, molecular function: L-amino acid transmembrane transporter activity.
GGACAAACCACGAGAAUGCGACUGGUAAAUAGAUCAAAUUCCUCCAGUACGGACUCUGACUCCAGCAGUGGGGAGGUGAAGCUGAAGAAGAGUGUCGGAUUGUUUACUGGAGUGGGUCUCAUCGUCGGAUCCAUGAUAGGAUCUGGGAUAUUCAUAUCCCCCAAAGGAAUAUUAGAAGGUACUGGAUCUAUCGCCAUGAGCCUCAUUAUCUGGGCUUUGUGUGGUCUCGUCGUCACACUUGGUGCAUUAUCCUAUGCCGAGAUGGGCACAGCUAUCCCCAAGUCUGGAGGAGAACAUUCGUAUCUCAUGUUUACAUAUGGACAUAUGAGCAAAUUAGGCGCUAUUCCUUCUUUUAUAUUUGACUGGGUGUCUUUGUUUAUUAUCCGGCCAACCCAGUUCGCUCUAAUCAGUCUCAGCCUUGGAACUUACGUCGCCAAGCCAUUUUUCCCGGAUUGCGACCCACCCCUCAAGGCCGUUAAGCUAAUCACAGCUGUUGCUAUGCUUCUUGUGACAUUUAUCAACAUUACAAGUGUCAAAGUUGCGGUUUGGCUCCAGUCCUUCUGUACGAUAGCUAAACUACUCGCCAUAGCAAUGAUCAGUUUUGGAGGACUAUACAAAUUAAUUACAGAUGGCGCAGAACACUUGGGAGAAGGAUUUGAGGGAACCAGUGAGAAUGUUGGGCUCAUUGCUAUAGCAUUCUAUAAUGGUCUUUGGGCAUUUGAUGGAUGGAAUAAUUUGAAUUUAGUGACAGAAGAACUGAAGAGUCCACAAAAAAAUCUGCCAUUAGCUAUCAUCAUUGGUAUCCCAAUGACCACUGCCUGUUAUCUUCUGGCCAAUGUUGGCUACUUUGCCGUUAUGUCCAAACAUGAAGUCCUGGAGUCUCACGCCGUGGCUGUGACGUGGGGUGACCAUAUGCUUGGCGUUAUGUCCUGGACCGUGCCCCUCUUUGUCGUCAUAUCCUGCCUCGGGGCUGCCAACGGUUGUCUGUUCGCCACAUCCCGACUGGUAUACGUAGCAGCCAGGGGAGGUAACUUCCCCCAGGUAUUAUCCUUCAUCAACAUGACAAGACUUACACCUCUGCCAUCAGUUCUAUUCACGUCCUUGGUAGGAUUUGCCAUUCUAAUACCAGGAGACAUUAGUACACUUAUGGACUUUUACGGAUUUUCCGCCUGGUUUAUCUACAGCAUGACAAUAUUCUCCGUUCUAGUCCUACGAUAUACACAGCCGAAUUUACACAGACCUUAUAAGGUUCCAAUCAUCAUUCCAGUGUUCGUCUUCCUCAUAGCAUCCUAUCUAUUGAUUUCUCCAGUUAUACAAAGUCCCAGAGUACAAUUUAUAUACGCUUGUAUAUUUAUUGCCAGUGGAAUGCUGUUCUAUUUUCCUUUUGUCUAUAUGAAAGUGCAAGUACCUUAUAUGGAUAAAUUCAGUACAAUUAUGCAAAAGACAUUCCUUAUUGUACCUGGUAAAGCAGAUUCCUAAAACAUAACAUUAUAACAAAC